GUUUCUGUCUGAUAACAGUAUCUGGCCAAGAAACUGCAAGAGCACAGCCAGGUAAUAAAGCCAUCCCGGGACGUCUGUGGAGCGUCCUCUAUAUUUAAUUGUAUUGUUUGUUUUCACAACAAAUAACAGAAAUGCAAUAAAUAAAUGUAUCACACAGUUACUUACCUUAGCUUGUGGCCAUUUCUGAGAUUUUGUAACAAGGUAUCCACUAAACUAUAAACUGGUGGCACGUGACCACUUAAAUAGCUGACUUGGGAGUUAUUCCAGUAUGGUGGUUUUGGUGUGAGACACUGCCAGCAAAUAGCGGACAGUUGACCGUUAAGCUCUUUUUAAGAUAAAAUCUUCAAUCGAUUUAUUUUACCCUCAACUUUGCAAUUAUUUCCAACCACAUUAUAACAAAUACAAUAAAAUAUAUUAUUUGGCAAUAAUUCUAUUUUCUUUAUUAUUUUAUUCCAAUGCAGAUGCCUUUUGUGAGCCCAAUAAGAUGUUUUACCCAUGCAAGCCGUGCCCCAAGAGCUGUGAUAAAGUGGAAAUCCCCUGCUUGAAGCUAUGCCAGCCUGAAUGUUAUUGCAAACCUGGCUACGUCCUGACAUCAUCAACUUCCAACACGUGUGUCCCUGAGACGCAGUGCACCUCCUGCGGCCUUAACGGGAAGUUCGAUGAUUGCAAUGCCCACUGCCAAGCCACCUGUGAAAAUUACUUGCAAGCAAACCGGGCCUGUCCCAUGAUGUGUGUCCCGGGCUGUGUGUGUGAACAGGGGUACGUCAAAUACAAUAAUGAGUGCAUCCGCCCCGAAUCAUGCCCAAAGAGGGGCCGCUUCUUUAAUCCAUUACUGAUUCAACUACUGGCUGGAAGAUACAACGUCACACAGUGA
Pelobates cultripes (western spadefoot toad) is the source of this 874-nucleotide messenger RNA. NCBI's taxonomy places the organism in Eukaryota, Metazoa, Chordata, Amphibia, Anura, Pelobatidae. The record is from the annotation of a GenBank genome assembly.